Molecule: messenger RNA, 420 nt
Organism: Coniophora puteana RWD-64-598 SS2
Lineage: Eukaryota; Fungi; Basidiomycota; Agaricomycetes; Boletales; Coniophoraceae
Exons: 2
Coding region: 1-420 (139 amino acids)
Source: RefSeq, a predicted model, not a curated record
AUGGCUGCUGUAAUGGGUCCCUCGAUUGCACAGCACCCCUCCCCCUUCCGCGCCGCGCACAACGUCUCGGUCUCCCAGUCGAGUCAAGGGUUCCAUACGCCCCCAUCGUGCUAUCCCUCGCCUCCAAAGCUGGUCCGCACAUUACCAACGCUGCCAGCCCCUCUUGCACACCUGCCUGCUCCCUCGUAUUUGCCUCCAGACACCCCGGAGACGCCCUCCCCUUUGUACUUGACAUCAUCGUCCCCCACUUUGACAAUAUCUCCAAACAUGCCACACGGUGUUGAGGACCACACGGCGCAGAUUGUAUCGGCGGAGUCAUUGACCGCGUCAAAGCACGAUGGAACGCCGGUCCGGGACCGGCAGCAUCAGGUGUUGAUCGACAAGUCAAAAAUGUUCGCGUUUGCCGUACCGCCCGCAUGA